AGUAUAGAAAAUCUUAAUUUAUUUUUUAAUACAACAAGUUGAUACUUAAAACGAAAAUAAAUGUAAAAAGCAAGAGGCUACCAUAGAAAACAUUCAGCUUGAAACGUUUUUUGUUCGAUUAUUUGAAUAUGAGUGGAAAUAUAUCGAUUAAUUCACUGCCUAUAGAGACAUUCACAGAAAUACUUAUUAAAAUAGAUGGAAACAGCUUAGCAAGAUGUAGAAGAGUGUGUAAACAGUGGAAAGAAGCUAUCGAUGAAACUGACAUAAUUUGGCAAGAAAUGUGUUUCAGGGAAUUUAAAAAUUCUUCAAAAAUAGCAAAGAGAAAAAGUGGCGAUACAGUCGGCUGGUAUCACAUUUACAGGAACUUAAAACUGUGGGCCGAUAUUUCAUCUUUCGAGAAAACCAUAAAAGAGUUCUAUAAAUUCAAUUUACACGAUAGAUCGCACCUGCUGGACAUUAAUUAUGGAGUCAUACCAUUGAAGGAUGCGAAAGGAACAUUUUUUUACGACGCGGCAUUUUUAAAAUAUAUUCCUGUAGCGUUAUCUGAUAUAAAUUGCUUGAAAAUAUGGAACAGUGAUUAUGUGACAGUUAUCCAAAUUAAAUCUGGUAUUUUCAUACAAAGAACUGUGAUUGAUCCAAGUUAUGCCACAGAAGCAUUUUAUAAAGCUGAUAAUUUUGUAUUGAACGGUGAUUACUUGUAUUUCUACAAUAACAGAGAUGUUUAUAAAUGUAAUCUAUUAUGUAGAGAGCUGAUACCUAAAUUGCUAUUACGCUGUGCAUAUGAUUUAAAAGAAAUACAAUUUAACAAUGAAGUAAUUCAUCUUUUUACUGACUGUGGUAAAAUAAUUAACAUCUUAAAAGAUAACUCAAUACAAGAGAGAAUAAUAAACUGCCCGGUAGAAUGGAUAAAACAUAUCAAGAAUAUAACUGCUGUAGAUGACAAGAAUUUCAUUUGCUACUCACGGAAUUUGUUUAAAAUCGAAACGGAAGACUAUCAGCAUUUGUAUUUAGAUUUCCCGCCAAUAACAGCAUUGUUUUUUUAUAUUGAUGUUGUGAUUAUUGGGCUAAGGAAUGGUAGCAUACUGCUAUAUAGAUUGUCAAGUCAAAAAAAAGCAACCAGACCCAUUUUUGAAACAUUAGCGGAGUUGCCAGAUGGAAAAUUUCCUGUUCAAUUAGAUGUUUAUGAAAGGAAGGCUGGUCCCAUGAUUGCAGCGGCAACAUUUUUUGAAUUGUAUUUGAUUGAAGUUACGUUUUUCCCUCAUGAACAGCCGGUGAAAAAUACAUUUACAAGCAAUAAACUCCACAUGUACAAAAGAUUACAAAAAUUGAAGGAGAGAUUGCAAGAUUCAUAACAGUAUUUUAUUAUUAUGAAAAGGAGGGAAAAUUUGUUGCUGUUUUUAUUAAUUGUUGUGUAGCAUUUUUUUUAAAGACAAAAAAUCUAGUUUAACUAGAAUUAUAAUAUAAACCUAGUGAGUUUUAUUAUACAAAUAGCUUUUAUACAUUUUAACAUUGAAAUUUGCAUUGAAUUUUGAUAGCCAGGAAGGCAUGAAUUAUAAUAUUUUUUCAUGAAUUAAAAGUAUUUUAAAUUGUGAUAAAAAUAAUUUAAAUUUUAAAUUAUUUCAUUUUCCUUAGAUGCAAAUACAUAUCUUUACGUACCUAUUUAUUAAAUUGUUAAAAUAUGUCACAAAAAAAUCGCACAUUAAUGUGUAAAGUAUGUAUAGGUAUUUCAGAAAACUUAUUCAUUAUUGGUUUUAAUUUGCAAUUUGACUAGUCAGUAUUCUACUAAGUAUUAAGUUUAUGUUAUGAAAAAUGAUUAAGUAUUAUUUAUGUACUAAAUUAAAAAUGUGAGACCA
Messenger RNA from Colias croceus (clouded yellow), 1853 nucleotides. RefSeq lists its product as uncharacterized. The transcript is spliced from 2 exons. NCBI's taxonomy places the organism in Eukaryota, Metazoa, Arthropoda, Insecta, Lepidoptera, Pieridae. Gene Ontology annotation, molecular function: protein binding. The record is from RefSeq and is a predicted model, not a curated record. Bases 129 to 1352 code for a protein of 407 amino acids.